This is a messenger RNA of Melampsora larici-populina 98AG31, 6585 nucleotides long. RefSeq lists its product as uncharacterized. NCBI's taxonomy places the organism in Eukaryota, Fungi, Basidiomycota, Pucciniomycetes, Pucciniales, Melampsoraceae. The record is from RefSeq and is a predicted model, not a curated record. The coding region runs from base 1 to 6585 and encodes 2194 amino acids. The transcript has 9 exons.
AUGGCUGGUUCAAAUCCUCGCCGGCCAAGAUACUCUCAUCCCAUCAAUGGUCCAUCACUCAUCCCUCAGCACAUCUUAUCUCAGCAAACUUCUUCUGCAAGCAGCUCAAGCCGACCGUUACGAGAUCCAUACCAAGUUUUAUCUGCCGAUGACUUUGAUGGAUUUGUGGGUAGUAUAACUAGUCGGAUCAGGGAAGCUCUUUUGGGAGGACCUAAUAGACAAUCAAAUCAACCAUCAAGAUCUGUUUCAAGAGCUCAAGAAGACGUCUUUGGAGAAGUUGCUAGUGUGCCAGCUGAUAAUCAUCCUUCACCUCACGAACAGACUGACGUGAUUCCUCAUAAAGAUUAUCCGGUUUCGGACAAUUUAUCUUCUCAGGAUACAGAUGAGGAAAGAGUAGAAUCGUCAUCUAGUGAGGAAGUAGUUGAGGAGGUUGCGUCAAGACAAAGAAUUGAAGUGGACUUAUCAAAAGAUGACUCAAGUAUCGAAUCAGAUGACCCUGAACCGAGUUCGCUGGAUGAAGAAGAAGAAGAAGAAGAUCGGAUGACCGAAGAGGGUGAGGAAGAGGAUGAUGAACAGAGGAAUGAAAAUUUAGAGUUGGAUGAAUCACUCAGUGUAUCCGAAUCACAAGACGAGACAGACUCCGAUCAAGAGUCUACUGGUCAGACUAAUGGAUCUCGAACUGUGAAUGGCAAUCUCCGAUCUUCUUCACAACAAAACCUUCGUUCGGAUCAUCUUAGUACAAACCAUCGCCCUUCACCUCAUCCUCCAGGCGCGUCACAAUCUCAUCCUCCAGAAAUCAUACCAAUCGAUGACGAUUCGGACGUAGAAGUAUCAAGCUCGAUCAGUUCAUCAUCAUAUAUUGCCCCACUUGAUGCGCUUGAAGCUGAACAAGAUGCAGAUGUCACUAUUCAUGGUAUUGAAGAAUCUGAUGACACAGACGGUUCUCAAGGUAGCCAGAAUACCGAUUCAGAGGAAUUCCGAAGUGAAAACCUCGAAGACGAACCGGCGCGGGAAGAGAGUCCUAUGGAGGACAUCACUGUACCAUUGCCAACUCACGAACAGGCUCUUGGUCAAGCAUCAUCACAUACACUCUCCAAAGAAAACCUGUCAACUCAGGAUGUCAAUCGUCGUGGUUCUCUACCUAUUUCUCGAACAUCCAUUCGUAGUUCGGAUUCAAAGGAUUGUAUCCAAUCUAUUCCAGAAGGCGUUGUUUCCCAACGCGUCAACUUCUUUGAACCUCGAACCAUUCUCCCGGUCAAUGAGUCACGUAAUCUAGCCGUACCUCCAAAAAACGAAACUUUGGCCGAUCGUCAGCUUUCGAAGACAGAUGACGUCAUAGAGAACUCACUUGACCCAAGGCCCGAUCCACCUCAGCUUUUGGCAAGCUCAUCCCGCAGUCUUCAGCGGAUUGGUAGUUUCUCAGCAGAUGGGAAAAUGAUAUUCCGACCAUCAAGUGAGACAUCGGAAGAUAUGUUAGAAGAUGAGAAUGAUGAUUAUCUAGGAGGGUUCCUAGAAUACUCUAAGACUGAAGAGUUUCAAACCGAUCUUGAUGGUCCGAUUGUUUCAACGUCUGUACAUUAUCGACAACAUAUCGAGGUGACUAAUAACCAUCAAGACCUCGGUGAUCGAAACACGACGAAUGAAUUUGACCCGUUAUCGGUGGACCCUGCUCUGGAUCAACUCACGGAAUCUCAUAUCUCGGUCACUCAGAUAACACAGCAAACACCUAUUGUGAUCGAUGACGAUGAUGACGAAGUGGACCACCUUUCUCAUGCUAUGCCUGAAUCACGCCUUGAUCAUAUGCGAUCAGUGGCGGAAGAUGGAAAUCCUCAUGCCGCCAUUUAUGACACUGGAGACUGUGCUACUCUGAAUUCGCAAAGAACGACGACGCAUGUAGUCGAUGACAAUGAUCUAUUCGAAGGGGAUCGUGAUCUGCAGCUUCAUCGAUUGGGUCAAGAUCAUCUAGAGAAGUAUAGCAUGAUCGAUGAAUUGCUUGAAGAGUACCCGGAUGUAGAUGUAUCACCAGUCUUGGGUGCGGAUGCUGAUGAGCAAAGCAGAAUGCAAUCUUUGACGUCUUUACCUAAUUCAGAUUCUCAAACAGAAAACAUCUUGGAGCGCUUAAUGCAAACUGAUCCGAAGUUUCAGGGGUUAGUUGAACAAGCAGAAAGACAUGGGGUCGAGUUGGAAGCUCAAGAAGCGGCGUCGAACGACGAAGCUUUGGCCAGAGCUCUUAAAGCUGGUGAAGGUAAUAUGCAAAAGAUUCUGGAUAACCUUUUAGGGAUCUCGCCUCAAACUCCAUCUACCAGCUUGACAUCUACCUCUGCUCUUGAGGCUGUUGAAACGACAAAUGCUCUCCCCGCUUCUGACGCGCUACAUUCACAGGAGCCCGAGACUACAGUAGCUCAAUCGCUCGCUCCCAACCAUACUCCAUUUGUUUGUAAACUAUCUGAACAUUUGCUGAUGUCGGUCACUGCCUUGAACAAAAAGUAUGAGUCACAUUCUGGUGCUCGUCCAAUAGAGAAUCCCUCGAUUAUCCUGGCCGAACCAUCCGCUUCGUCCAUCGAUCAACUAUGGGGAGACUUUACAUCGGAUCCAGCUUCAGGUCAACUGCUGUUGGAUAACUUCAUCCAGCCGAUUUCUUUGGAUUCCAUACCCGCCAACACAAGUGCCAGCAGCAAAGGAAAAUCCACGGUGGCUAAUCCCAUUCAUGAGGGAACGGACAUGCAACAAGGUGUACCGAUUGAGGUACCGUCUCUGCCAGAUCUUCAUUCGACUGAGGAGGAGACUUCAAUCUUUGUGACGGAGCCUAUGGAAUCGAGUAUCGAUCAGGCUCGAGCUACUGAUGCGAUGGACGUGGAUCAACCUCUUGCAGAGUUGAUUGCCUCGCCAGCACCGCCGGUCAUGGAGCAUAACGAGCAAGCUUCAUGGUCUAGAUUGGAAGGACCAACUCAAUGCGAGGAGGUUGACAUGCUAGCGCUCAGCCCGCCCGCGCUCAGUCCCUCCACGCUCAGCCAUUCCAACGCUGUUGAAUACGAGGCAGCGAUGAACGACAUCAUGCAAAAAGUAUUUGGCACCCAAGAGGUCAUACACGACACUCCUGCACAGGAGGUGGGUCAAGACGAACAAGACAUCAUCCAGAGUAACCCUAGCACACUUUUGAGGGAUAUCGAGUCAACAAUUGAAGCGAUCAAUACUGAAAUAUCAAAAGCAGAAGCGCCUUUGACUAUGGAAGUGAUGUCUGAAGUGUUAUCAGCCAAUGAAGCCGUACAUGACAAGACAGAAUCUUCUGAUCUGCUGACAAACAUCUUGACCACACAGGCCACGCAACAUUCUGACGCCAAAGCCGCUGAAGAUUUGGGAAGAUCACGACCGAGCUCUAGCAGGGGGCAUGUCAAUGCUGUCACAUUUGCUGACUCGCCGCUUCUUGAAGUAACUCCUGCGUCUCAUAUGGAUUGGGUCGAUGACACCGGCGACGAGGACGCAGAAAAGAGCAUAAGCAGCGAGACACGUGUAUCAACACAUCGGACUGAUGAACUCCCCACGCCACUGGCUAGUACGACUCAAGGCCAAAGGACACCUUCAGAAUUAUCAGAAAGAUUCACCUCAUUAGGUCCUGCAUCAUUUGUCACAUCUUCUGCUCCAUCUUCAAUAGCUUCUAGUGAUACUAUUUCGGCUCCAGCGUCUGUUGCCCCUCCUCCUCCUCUACCUAGUGCUUCGAUGGGAGCUCCUACUGCCGCUCUCGGUUUAACCAAUCAGAUCAAUAGGCGCUCAUCUAUUGAUUCUAGCACACAUGCUGAACCACCAUCUCCUUCUACCUCCACUCGCCAACGUAGUGCUCCAAUCACGAAAGAGCAAGUCAAUGCUCCCGGUCUACCUCAUAUUCAAGAGACGGCGGAUUUCUAUAACGCACCUGGCUCAAAUGAUGACAACGUCCUCAACCCUCUCGAUCCCCCUCCACCCAGCGAUGUGUUCUCACUCGCGUCCUUACCACCAGUAGUCGACCCGAAUCCCUCCGAUGAAUCGACCAGUGUUCCAGAGCCUUUGGGACGUCCUGUUUUACCUGAUCCGGGUAGAACACCGGCUCCAACUACAGGCGAAGCGAUCAGACUGGAUGAUAUCCCCACCCCUUACUUGACCUCGAUUAACAGUCAGUCAAGAGAGUCGAGUGUGGUGGUACAGGCAGCAGGCUCACCAAGUCCGCCCAAGUCGACGCUGAUGCCCGAGUGCGAAAUCAAUGUGGCCGGAUUGCCACACCAAUGCAGUACGGCCUCAGAGGAUCUAAGUCAAGUGGAGGCGAGUGAAAAGUUACCUGAUCCUAGUAUGCCACCGGCAGCAAGUACGAUUCCUACUAUUCAAUUAGAAGAUAUUCAGUCCGCCCAACUGGCCUUAGAUCCCGACAAUGGCAACCAUCCUUCACGUGAAUCGAGUGUGGUCGCGCAGCCUGCUGGAUCUCCUCAACCUACAACUGCUACUAAAGCUUUCUUCAGUCCUUCAUUGACUUCGAUGUCAGGGCCUACGGAAUUUUUGAAUCCGAUGAACAUCGGCAACUCUUCAACUUCAUCUGCUGAGGCCAAUCUAGGUGCCAACCCAAUUCGUAUCGAACCUUCUAACAAUGGAACACAACUGUUAGAUGCCGAAGGUACCAACCACGGCGUGGCAGACCAAGAUAAGGGAGUUUACGAGGUCAAACAAGCAGAGUCGUCUUCGAUGGUUGGUGUUUCGGCGAGUUUGGUAUCUUCCCCGCUCUCCGCGCUACCUGCUGAAAGCGCGGACCUCCCCAUCCCAGACGUCCUAAGCUCAAAGAAAGCAUCCCAUGACAGUGCCGUGUCCGGUUCACCGUCGACUAACGUCAUCCAUGACGGUUCGGACGAAAGUAUGUCGCAACCGAUGACAGGUGAAAAAGCUAAGCGGGGAAGACCAAAAGGCCGCAAAAGUGCUGCUUCCAAAAACAUGGAUGCUAAUUAUAGUGUAACGGCCAAGGAGAUCGCCACGGAACGUGCUCGAGAGCUGCAAUUGGAAGCAGACCUCAAGUCAACUUUACAAAAACGAAAGCGAGCGAAGCAACCUUCUACACAAGCACACCCAAUCGCUUCAGCCUCUCCGAAAAACGAAGGUGUAGUUGAAGGGCCACCAAAAUCCAAGGAUGGUAGUUCAUCUGUGAUACACACACCCAGAAAGGUUUAUAUCACUCGAUCCCGACAGAGUACCAAUGUUCCAACUGAUGAUGGAUCAGUUGUUGAGUCAAAUAUGACGGAGGAGGAGGAACCGGAAGAUUUAAUUGGAUCUCAGACCCGUCAGAUGCGAAGAGCAGCUUCCAAUAGGCUAACAUCCGCUUCACCUAAACCUCCUUCUCGUUCACCUCUGUCUCGACCAUCGCGCUCACCUCUAGCUCGACUAUCUCGCUCACCUCGAUCUCGUCCAUCAAGGUUUGGCUCACCUCGUACAAGUCCUGCUCCUGGUCCAACUAAUCUGGUGGAUAACUCAACCAUGGUAGAUAUUCCUGAGGAAGAAGUAACAGUAUCGCCUUUGCCGACUAAGAAGACGGGAAAAGGAAAGGGUAGGAAAUCAAACCCGACUACUAGAAUGUCCAGUCCUCCUGCUAUUCCUGCAACUCCGAUUCUUAACAAAAAACCAUCCUCGACCGCUUCUGAACCAUCGGAUAUCGGUCAAUCUAGUAAAAAACAAACCUUAGGAGCUGUUCCUGGAGGAGAUACGAAUAUCGCUUCACAACUUUCGGCUGAACUUCAAUUAAAUGUUCCUGGGUUGAUUUUACAACGAAGUAAUGAUGAGCUAGCUCCUAGAAGAAGAUUACAUCAACAUCAUUCUUCUAGUACGUUACUGCCUACUCUGAAUGUACCUUUGAAAGAACCGAUGCCUUUAGAACAAACGGAGAUGAAAGCGAAAUCGAAGCCUGGGUCAACACGUGGUGGACGUCGUCGACGAUCUGAACUUGAAGGAAGACCACUUCCGAGUUCUCAACCACCUGUGACUAGAUCACAUUGUCAUUAUGUGAGAAUCAAAUUUACAAAGUUGAGUGAAAGGUUAAGGGAUGAGGUGAAAUUAGAUACUUUUUUGGUUCCACAAUGUGCUAUGGGAGAUGAAGAUGUGAAAAACUUGAUGGUAGAAGAAGGAGUAGAAGAAGUAGGAGAUGCGACUGUUGAAGAACAAUCUAGAAGUUUUAAGAUUGGAACCGAUGGGAAAAGAGUGAAUGAAGGAGGAGGGACAUCGAAUGAGAUGAUUGAAGGAGAAGAACAAGAACCAGAAGAGAUGGUAGUGAAUGAAGAGAUGAUGAAGUUAUUGAUCAGAUUAGUUGGAUUAGGAUUGAUUCAUGAAGGACAAGUUGAAGUGCUUAUGCCAUUACCACUGUCAAAUGGAAAGAAAAUUGAAGGUGAAAAUGAAGAUGAAGAUGAGAUUGAAAGAGGUAGAAGAUCAAGAAGAAUGAGUCAAAGUAAUAGUCCAGCUACUAGUGUGACUUCUUUUCGUAGUUAUGAUUCGAAUCGAAUGAAAUCAAAAACGAAAACUAAAAGGAAAAGUAGUCAUCUUAGAGAUUCAUCAUUAAUUUCAAGUAAAAAAACUAAACAUUAA